This is a messenger RNA of Saprolegnia diclina VS20, 1991 nucleotides long. RefSeq lists its product as hypothetical. NCBI's taxonomy places the organism in Eukaryota, Oomycota, Saprolegniomycetes, Saprolegniales, Saprolegniaceae. The record is from RefSeq and is a predicted model, not a curated record. The transcript has a single exon. Gene Ontology annotation, molecular function: lipid binding; metal ion binding. Bases 73 to 1899 code for a protein of 608 amino acids.
CGCGCGUGUAGCAGUCCGGCUCUCGUGGCUCGACCGACCAAGCUCCUGUCAUUUCCGCAUUCGCCGAGUCCGAUGGCGUCGUUGCCGCUGCCGAGAGGCUACUUUAACAUGAGCAACAUGACCGAGGCCGAGCGCCUCCAGUACGCCGAGUACGCCGAGUCGGCGAUCCGCAAGGUGUUUGCGCUCUCGGACUUUCACAAAAACUCGUGGGUCCCGGUGCACGAGAAGAAGGGCGUGGCCGUCUACCGCAACUUUACCGCCAAGCCGCGCCUCGCGCCCAACGUCAGCAAGAGCAACAUCGCCGAGGUCGGCUGCAAGAGCUCGCUCCAAGCGUCGCUCGACGACAUUGCCCGGGCGUUCUCAGCCCACGACGACGGCCUCUUCCGCCGCCUCAUGAAGAAGCUCAACCCGCGCGUGGUCGACGCCGCCGUGCUCCAGAGCAUUGUGCCACGGACCGCAGCGAACCCGUAUCGGUACGUCGGCAUCAAGUGGUAUGCGACCAAGUCGUCGAGCAUGAUGGUGACCAACCGCGACUACUGCGUGCUCGAAGUCCUCGACCGCAUCGUCGACGCGCGCGGCAACGACAUGUUUGUACGCGUCCUGAGCUCGAUCGACUUGCCCGAGUGCCCGUCGCUCGAGGCGUCGCAUGGCUUUGUCCGCGGGAAGCUCCUCGCCGGCUUCAUCUACCAGAUGGACGCGGCCGAGGCCAAGAUGGCACGCAUGCACCACGUUGUGCGGUUUGACCCGAACGGGUACUGUCCGUCGAAUCUGUCGUACAAGAUUGCCGAGCAAGACGUCGUGACGAGCAUGGUGCAGCUCAAGCGCAUCGUCGACAAGCUCCAAAUGACCACCUGCACGCUCCUCGACAAGUCGCAGUGGGUCCCGGCGUCAACGCGGUCGAGCUGCACCCUCUGCGGCCGCGGCUUUGGGCUCUUCCGACACCGACACCACUGCCGCGCGUGCGGCGAAGUGAUCUGCUCCAAGUGCAGCCUCCACCGGUCGGCCGACGUGCCGGGGACAACGAUCAAGAAGAUUCGGAUUUGCUCGAUUUGCAACAUUGGCGUGACGACGAACGAGAAUGAGCACUCGGACCACCUCACGGAACUCUCGCUCCUCUCGGCAAACUCGUCGGCGACGCAAGCGUACAACGAGAUGAACAUGUACGACCUGUACAACCCGAAUGGACCGAGCACGCCGUCGGCGUACUCGACGGCCUCGGCGGGCUCGACCUUCUCCAACACCUCGUACCGAUCCGCUACGACCGAGUACAACCGCCACUACUCGCAGCCGGUGCCACCGACCAACAUGAUGCCGGCGCCGCUGCCUCGUGCAGCGUCCUGGUCCCGCCCGCGCGCCAAGGACCCGUCGCCCCUUGGCUCGCGCCGCGGGCUUGCGCCCGUGGACCUGAGCUACCUUCCAAAGACCCCAACGACGGCCACGUCGUCGGCCGCCGCGUCGCCCGCACCGUCGACGAGCCAGCAGUUUCCGUCGACACCCCAGCAGUCGACGGCGCAGACACCGACGACGUUUGGCACCAAGCUCGCGCGCAAGGAGAGCAGCAAGGACGUCAAACUCGACCUUUCGUACCUGCCGCAGACGCCCAAGACGCCGAGAGGCGGGUUCGCCACGACGCCCAAGCACGCUGCGUCGUCGUCGACGUCGACUGCUGCUAAGAUGGUCGCGCGGCCGCCGACCAAGACACCAUUUUUCGGCGAGUCGCUGCAGUUUCCGCCCACGUCUGCGGUCGCCAACCCACCGGCCGCGUCCGAAGCCGCUCGGUCGCUCGAAGACGCGCUCCGCAAGUCGUACAGCGGCGUCGCGGUCGACUACGUGUACAGCAUGCUCGCUGAGAAGGCCGCGUCGCACAACCCCCCGCCGGCCCUCGUGCAUUCGUCGUAACCUGUUUCGUUGCUGUCAUGUGCCCUAUCUCACAGUUAAAGACUACGUAAGAUACCCGUAUUUAUGCACAAGGUGGGGUUUCGGGUCCACCG